Messenger RNA from Zasmidium cellare ATCC 36951, 675 nucleotides. RefSeq lists its product as uncharacterized. NCBI's taxonomy places the organism in Eukaryota, Fungi, Ascomycota, Dothideomycetes, Mycosphaerellales, Mycosphaerellaceae. The transcript is spliced from 3 exons. The coding region runs from base 1 to 675 and encodes 224 amino acids. The record is from RefSeq and is a predicted model, not a curated record.
AUGCCGGAAAUCUUCUGCUCCACUUGCGACAGAUCAGCUCCUCGCCCCGUCCUCGUCUGCCUCGAAUGUCCCGAGACUCUGACAUACUAUUGUGAUGAAAGAUGUCGAGACAAAGACCUCCAAUCACACAAGCUCGUCUGCCACAAUCCCAUUCGCACAGCGAUCUACCGCGCCGGCGACCUCCUGCUAGCAAUUUUCUACACGUUCCGAGAAGCGGCCUUCGAGGAUCUGGAGAAGGAUGGCGAUGUUCUGCAUGUCUCUUUAGCGGAGUCGAGUCAUCAAGCACUAUUGCAUCGCUUUCCGAACCACCUCGUACGACUCCGAAGCGACAAGGAGAAAUUGCUGGCCCUGGCUUCCUGCACAGCUAGUAUCGCGUGCACGUACGAGUUGAGCAAACAUUUGUUAAAAGAUACAACCACCACCAUCGAAGAAAGCCUCUUCCGCGACCUCUCCAGCCCCACUAGCACCAUCCGCCACCAGCCCGACAGCACCGCCGACGAAACAGAUUACAUGCACAGCACACUCAGCGUCGAAGCCCGCGACGGCGAGGCGUACGCCGUGCUUCCCCCUUCGACGUGUACGCCCGUCGCGAAGGCCGGGAUCUGUGCAAGCUGCGCGCGCAUGGGUAUCAUGCAUUUCGCUGUUAAGGGGUCGCUGAGGGCAGGCAUCGGCUGA